UGCGCCUCAUUCCCUUACGAGCGUAACAUUUGCCUUCCAUUUUAUUACGUUUCCGCCGUGUGUGUUGCACCGCGUUGGCUUUUGUGCACCUUCUUGUGCUUCUGUGACGUUUUUCAGUUGUGUCGCAGGGAGGCUAGCUGUGGCAAGCUAACGUUAGCCCCGCGUAGCUAUGUCGCGAAAUGCACAGAGUGGACUUGAAACAUCCGUGCGCCCAUUAUCGGACGCGUCACCCCCCUUCUACUCGCAAUUGGCAACUUCUGUGCACUUAGGUCCCCGUGACCGGCCUCUGGAAAUGACCUAGAGGCCUUACAGUUACAGUUGGGCUUUUGUCGCUGUAAUCUGCAUCAGCGGGCGAGUCCCAGCCACCUACCUCAGCCGGCACACGGACGAGAAAAGAAGGAAACCAUUCGGGAGGGUGUGGUGGACACACAGAGCAAAGUGUCGCUUUUGGAGAGGAGCAUCUUGAGAUGGACUGGAUCCGCCUCAUCAUAAUCCGGAAUCUAUUUGCAUGUUUUGUUUUUUUUUUUUAAACAUUUUGUAACCUCCAUGCUGUUGACCAGUGUUUUGUUUUGCUUAUUUUUGCUUUCAAUCUGAUUAUUUUCCAUUUUCAUCAGUGAAGGGUUUCUGUAUGUACAAAAGCGACAGACUGUAUGAAGAAUUUUCUUUUCUCCCUCUUCUAAAGGGACGCUAACACAAUUUUAAGCUUGGCUCUAGGAUCUGUUUAUGUGAGGUUGAUCCUGAAUCUUGGAGGCAUGCAUUUUUCUCAUAUGCAGCUGGCCUGCAUAUAAGCACUUCACAUAGACCCCCGGCCCUCUCUACUUGCCACCCCUGCCUUUCGGUUCUCGCAAGACAUCCUGAGAUGAGCCUCUGGCAGGCAGAAUCCCUCAGUGGUCUUUUUACGUGACCAGGACUGUCAUAUUGAGUAUUUCCUUGUGCGUUUGAAAGGAUUUAAAUUUUUUGGUGUGUAAACUAAGAGAGGAUAAUCCGGUGCUGGUGCACCACCUAUGUAUUGUUGCAGUGUGCAGCAAAAUAAAAUGGACUACAAGCGCCGCUUUUUGCUCGGCGGGUCCAAGCAGAAAGUCCAACAGCACCAGCAGUACCAGAUGCCUGAGUUGAACAGAGCCCUUAGCGUCUCACUGGCUGCCUCCUGCUCGGCCACCUCUCCCAUGGGUGUGCCCGAUGGCUGCCACCAGUCUGCCGCCUCCUCUUCCACUGCGGUAGCUGACAUCCAGCAAGGCAUCUCUAAGUACUUGGAUGCCCUCAACGUGUUUUGCCGGGCCAGCGCCUUCCUCACCGACCUGUUCAGCAGUGUGUUCAGGAACUCUCACUACUCCAAAGCGGCUAUGCAACUGAAGGACGUGCAGGAACAUGUCAUGGAGGCGGCCAGCCGGUUGACUGCAGCCAUCAAGCCGGAAAUUGCCAAGAUGCUGAUGGAGUUGAGCGCUGGGGCUGCCAACUUUAAAGAUCAGAAUGACUUGAACUUGCAAGAUGUUGAAGUCCUGGGCCGGUGCUUCUUGACAGUGUUGCAGGUUCACUUCCAGUUCCUUUCGCAGACCCUGCAGAAGGUCCAGCCAGUGGCUCAGUCCUGCUUGGCUGAAGCUCUGGCACAGGCACAGGAGCGCUCAGCCAACGCUCGGUCCCAAAGCGCCGAGCUCGGGCCGCUCACGGAGCUGGAGGAAGCCUCCCGCUCUUGGAAAGGAGCAGCUGAGGCUACGGCGAGACUGCGGGAGAGGGGUCGUGAUGGGUGCCUGGCAGGCCUCCAGGUCCAGCAGCUCUUCUGCUCACACAAUACCAACAUCCCCGAGCAUCAGUUGAAGGAGCUCAACAUGAAGAUCGACAGUGCUUUACAGGUGUACAAGGCAGCACUGGAGAGCUUGGGCCAUAGUGAGUACGCACUGAAGGCCGGUUUCCAUCUGAACCCCAAAUGUGUGGAGGCGGCUUUGCAGGGUUGCUGCGGUGAGGCGGAGGCGCAACAGGCAGGCCGGAUGCAGACCACCUCUCAGCCUAUCCAAUGCGAGCUGCCCACCAUCCCCGUGCAGAUUGGUUCGCAUUUCCUCAAGGGUGUGUCCUUCAACGAGUCGGCGGCAGAGAACCUCAAACUGAAAAUGCAAACCAUGCUGCAGCUAAUUAAAGAGGCGUUGGGCCAAAAUGGGUUGACCCCCAGGGAUGACUCCCCUGUCACCGAAGUACUCAACCAAGUGUGUCCAUCCAGCUGGAGGGGAGCCUGCAAGACAGCUGUCCAGCUGCUGUUUGCUCAGGCUGGUCUGGUGGUGGUUGACACUGCUCAGAUUGAGAACAAGGAGUUGUAUGCGCCUCACAUCACACUAGAAGGAUCCAGGCUUGUGGUCCAGGUUCCUUCCACAUGGUGUCUGAAGGAGGACCCAGCAACAAUGUCCUUGCUCCAGCGUAGCCUUGAUCCAGAGAAGACGCUCGGCCUUGUGGAUGUGCUCUACACAGCUGUGUUCGACAUCAAUAGAUGGAAGGAGAGGAAAGAGCAACCGUUGCCGACUAUCCAGAUUCAGCUGCAGCGGGAGAACCCAGACUUUGGGGGCCAUGCAGAUUUGCCGCUGGGCACUAGCACCAAGACUUCGAGCGGCCUCCCCAAAACCAUCUCCAAGCUGACGUCCAAGUUCACCAAGAAGGUUUCGGCCAGCUCCAACAGCGGCGGGAGCUACUCCAUCCCCAGCACACCGUCCCGCAGCAUGCUGACGUGCAGCGGCUCCGAGGAGAAGGCUAAAACCUUGGGCCACACCGAGGGCCGGCUCCACAGCUUGCUGCAGAUGGGUGCUGGCCCUGACGCGGGCCCCCAAAAUCCGCUGGCAAAUGGUUUGCCGUGUGACGACCAGGGAAUGAACCUUCCGACGGACCAGGAGAUGCAGGACGUCAUCGACUUUCUCUCAGGGUUCAACAUGGGCAAAUCCCAGCAGGCAUCCCCGCUCGUUAAGAGGAGGAACUCUGUGGCGUCUGCCAACCCCGCUGAGCUCAAACCCCCUGCCGGCCCCUCCCCAACCUCCUCGCUUAUUUCUCACGGCACACAGAGCCUGUCCCAACCCCAGGCUCAGCCUCCGACGCCGCCAUCACAACAACAACAACAACCACCACCACCGCCUCUCCCUGUGUCCCAACAACCCUCCGCCCAGGCCCUGCAGUACUACCAGCACCUCCUACAGCCCAUUGGCCAGCAGCAGCCAACACCGCCCCCUCAGCUUCCUCCCCCGCAGCAACGGCCGGCAAGCAAGUGGCUGGGGACGUCCGGCCAGCAACCUCCACCAGGAGGGUUGUCGCCUCUGGGUCCCAUUGGCCAGUGGGGGGCCUCCCCCGGGCUGGCGGACCUAAGCUCAGACCUGUACAGCCUCGGCCUGGUGAGCACGUACAUGGACAGCGUUAUGUCCGAGGUGCUGGGCCAGAAGCCUCAGGGGCCCCGCAACAACACGUGGCCCAACAGAGAGCAGAGCGACGGCGUCUUUGGCGUCCUGGGAGACGCGCUGCCUUUUGAUCCUGCAGUGGGUUCCGAUCCGGAGUUUGCCCGCUACGUGGCCGGCGUAAGCCAGGCCAUGCAACAGAAGCGUCAGGUGCAGCACCCACGUCGCCCCAGCAACCCUCGCAGUAACUGGCCUAUGCCCGAUGAGCAGCACAGGACGUGGGCGCACCCGGAGUAUUACAACGAGGGCGAAGCGGUCAACAGCGGCUGGUUGGCCAAUCAAGGAGAUUCUGCCAGCUCCAGCGACGAGACGUCCUCCGCCAAUGGAGACAGCCUCUUCUCCAUGUUCUCUGGACCUGAUCUGGUGGCGGCCGUCAAGCAAAGAAGGAAACACAGCUGUGGCGAGCCAGAAGCGUGCACCCUGCCCUCGCCGGGCCUCCAUCAUGUCGCCGACGACAACCAGGACAGCAAAACGAAAACAUGGCCUCCCAAAGCUCCGUGGCAACCCUCCGCCCACGGCGCGGUGACCAAUCCCAGCUCUUCCUUGUACCACCAGAUGAACCUCCCGCCGCCCUCGUCCUCGUCGCAGUGGAGCGACUCCAUGCAGAUGCUCCAGUCGCCCGUGUGGUCCGCGGCCGGUGGCGGCGAUCGCUCGCCUUCGGCCGGCGCCAUCUCCUCGCCGUUCCCCUUUGCCCAGCAGCAGCAGCAGCUGAAAGGCAUGAAGGCCUUCAAGUCGUUCCCCUUGAAACACGAGCACAGGUCGUCCUUCCUCCAUCAGUACUGAGCCGCACGCUUCACGUACUUCAUGGAACAGUAAAACACACUGACACGUUUCCACGCUCUUUUAUAUACGCUACACUUCCGCAAGGAUUAUCAGGGCCACGCUGACAGGAAAUGCAUCCGACUACCGCCAUAAAGACAUAAUUGCCGUAUUAAAUUCCCCCUAAAUGAAAUUAAAUGGCGUGGGGAGGAAAAAAAAAAUCUAUAUUUCUUUAAAAAGAAGUCAGAACUUUAUGGAGAAAAAAAAGGCUCUGUGGUGCAAAUUGUUGAAUCUUUUCUUAAAAUACAAACUAAAAAUGUGAAAACAUCAAUUGUAUUUGUAAUACAUGUUACAAUACAAUACAAUUUAUAAUGUAUUUUAAAUAUAUAUAUAUAUAUAUAUUGGGACAACAUAAAAUAUUCUUGUGACUCAUUACCUCUUGCAAGAUUUAAAUCUAAAUUUUAUAAUUUAUUCUCUCGCAAAUUAAAAACAGUAUCACUAUAAAAGUUAGUUUUAAAAAUGUGCGAUUUUUUUUUUUUUCUUAGGAGAAAAAAAAGUCACUAAAAGGAUAAAAUCGCAAUUUUAGUGAACAAAAUUUGAAACUUGAUUGUCGUCAAAUUGUCUUCUCUCGUAGAAUCAUCAUUGGUUAAAGAUUCGUCGUUUUAACUUUCCGAGAAGUUAGACAUUCUUUUAUCAGAAUGAAGUCGCAACUUUGUGACAAAUCAAGUUGUAAUAUUAAGAUAAAUCCCAAACAUUGAAAAUAUCCUAACGUUAUAAGAAAAAGUUGUAACUUUACCAGAAAAAAGUACAAUGUUGUCAUUUUAUGAGAAUACUGUCGGAACUGACAGAGAAUCGAGUGAAAAUGUGAGGAAUGAUUUUCAAAAGGUCACGUCAAGUUAAUUGCCAAAUUUCAGUUUGUUGUAACUCAUUGGAAAGAAGUUGCUUGCUCGCUUUUUGACGGGAAUAAGGACAUGAAAAGCCAACACUAUGAAAAAGAAGUUCUUGUAAUAUUCUGAAUUAAAUUGAGAAUUUCAGGAAUUUGCCUCCAAAAUUCUGACUUCAUUUCAUAAAAUCUUUUUUUUUUUUAAUCUUAGUUACCAUGAUGUAAACUUGCCAUUUUUCAUUCUUAUCAUAGUAUGGCUCCUAUUUUUUUGGGUGAAAUUUCCUCACGUUUUUCUCUGUCACCCAAUUUUAGUUUUUAGUUUAACAUUCUGCCUUUUUUUUCCUGGGGAAAAAAAACAUAUUUUUGCUCUUUUUCGUUCAAGUAUUGUUUCUCAUGUUACGACUUCUUUUUGUCGCGUUACACAUUUUUUUUCCUUAAAGAUUGAAUUUUUUUUCCUCUGGUUAAGCAAACAUUUUUUUGCUCCUUGUUAGCAUGUGAAAUGACUAUUUUUUUUUUUUUUUUUUUGUUCCUGACUUGGUGGGGGCGGGGUAAGAAUCUCCCUUCACUUAACAAUUGUGACCUUUUUGUUUACUUUAUGAUUUCAUUCUUGUAACAGUUUAGCACCAAAUCAUGACCUUAUUCUCAUAACUAUCUUUUAAAAUAACAUUUAUAGCAAGACCGUUUUUCCUCGUUUUUUUUUCCCUCUCCUUUUCUCAUUAUGACUUUUCUUAGUUUUCUUCAACUUUUUCUAUUAGAACUUGAUGAUAUUUGCAUAUUAGAAUUUUUGGCCGGCAACUGUGUAUUUUCAUCUGACUUUUUCUCGUAACUUUACCUAACUUUAACACUGCAAGUUUUUCUGCUUGUACCUUUUUAUUUUUUAAAUUUUUAUUAUCAGCAUUUAUUUAUGAUUGUGAAAAAUUUUUUUUUUCCUUUUCGGCGUGGCCCUGGUACUCCCGGAUAUAUGGGAUCUGUUUUGCUAUUCCCCCUGCCCGCUCCAAACUACUACUUAAUUACUUACUACCAUUCUUAUGACGACAAAGCUGUCAUGUCUCUUCCCUGUGAUGAGGGGUCCCACCCCAACCCCACCCCCCCACCCUUUCAAGGCAAGAGCUGGAGACUGCUUGAGGGGAAAAAGGACAACCUUGUGUAAAGCAAGCUGUAACUGCCAAAUGUACAGCUAGUGUGUACAUAAACUUUCAUUUUUCACAUUUUUAAAGAGGCUUUGAGCAGGCUCAGCACAGUUAAUACGCAAAUACACUUGUUUUGUUUUAUUUUUUUUGUUAUUUCUUUGUCCUCAUUGGACCCUCACACAGAUGUAUUCGAUGUGCCAUUUUGCUUCCGAAAGCACUUGUUCCCAACCAAAGGAGGAGACUGAUCAGUGAUGCGUUCGCUUACCCCCCCCACCCCCCGCAAAUUAAACGCCACGACUCAACAGUAUUAAUAAUCGUACUUAAAGGCUAUUUUCCACUUCCCGAUUUAUGUGAAAAAAAAAAAGCACACGAGUCGACAAACUACCAAAUACGCUCAAAUGGUUUUAUUUGGUGUUCAUGGCAAAAGCCCCGAAUGUUUUUUUUUUUUUUUUUUUUUUUGUGAAGUUUGCAGAUGCCGAUGUUGCCUGUAUUUAUGAAAUGACUCCACAUACAUACACAAAAAAACCAACUCUCACACUUCAAAAUGUUUACAGUUUUGCUGUACAGACGUACAAAUAUAUAUCUUUUUAUAGUUAAACGUGCUUUGCACAAUCAACAUAGAUUUUGCUUUUUUUGUUUUAUGGGUCUGUUCCCUCCCUUUGCCUUCACUUUACUUUUCUCAAGGUGGCAGACUUGUAAUUGUUAGCUGACCCCCCCUCCCCCAACACGUUAAACGGUUUUCCUUUUAUGGUGGCAAAGGAAUAACAAAUCCAUAAUGGCAAAAUGAUAAACAAGAUGAGGUCAUGUAAAGGGGGUGGGGCUGCUAGGCUUACAUUGCUUCUUCUUUUCCGCUGGCGACUCGAAAGCUACCAGCAAAGCAGAAAAAAAAAAAAAUAAAGAUAACUAACAAUUUUA
Syngnathoides biaculeatus (alligator pipefish) is the source of this 7109-nucleotide messenger RNA. RefSeq names its product granule associated Rac and RHOG effector protein 1-like. The record is from RefSeq and is a predicted model, not a curated record. Bases 1005 to 4205 code for a protein of 1066 amino acids. Gene Ontology annotation, molecular function: CCR4-NOT complex binding. The transcript is spliced from 14 exons. Gene Ontology annotation, biological process: Rac protein signal transduction. Lineage: Eukaryota; Metazoa; Chordata; Actinopteri; Syngnathiformes; Syngnathidae.